AUGGCCCAUAUCAAGCGAAUAGCUCUGCUCCUAUGGCUAAGUUUGCCUGCAUUCUCGAUCCCACUUGCCAGUGACGCGUCGGCGGACGACAUCGUCCCAGACAAGUAUAUCGUACGUAUCGCACCAAACACGGUCGACGCCGAUUUUGAACAUCACUUGCAGUGGGUCGGAGCAGUGCAUGCGCGCAGCUUGAUGCGACGCAACACAGCUGGUGUGGAGAAGACAUUUGCAAUUGGUAGCUUUCGCGCAUACGCUGGGGAGUUCGAUCAAGUAACGCUUGAGCAGAUCAAGCAAGAUAAGAACGUUAUUACGGUCGAAGAAGACCGCGUAGCUGAAGUCACGGCUGUGGCUACCCAGGUUGCCGCACCAUGGGGUCUUGCAACUCUAUCGUCUCCUGCACCACUAGUCAACGGCAAUAACGCCGGGUAUCCGUACCAUUUUGAUAGUGCAGCUGGAGAAGGGAGCUUUGCGUAUGUGAUGGACACCGGUGUUACUGUGGCACACCCCGAGUUCGAGGGUCGAGCUUUCAAGGGUUAUAACGCCUGGGCUGCUACUGGCGAAACGUUUGAUGAUGAGUUUGGCCAUGGGUCUCACGUAGCAGGUACAAUUGGUGCUGCGACCUUCGGGUUGGCCAAGAAAUCAACCAUCUUCGACGUCAAGGUUGCUAGAGGAAUUGGCUAUACUACCACUGCUCAUAUGCUAGAUGGCUACAGCUGGGCUGUGAACAACAUCACAAAUACGCCAGGACGCAUUGCGAAGGCGGUGAUCAACAUUAGUAUAGCUGUCCCCAAGAACGAAGCUAUCAACGCUGCAGUUGAUGCUGCGUUUAAUCUCGGGGUCACUACCAUUGUUGCUGCCGCGAACGACGGGAAAGACGCAGGAGCCAAGUCACCGGCCUCAGCUGCGAAGGCGAUUACCGUCGGUGCAGUCGCAUGGAAUUGGACACGUACUGACUGGAGCAAUUUCGGCCCUGACGUUAACAUAUUUGCACCUGGUCUCGACAUCUUGUCUUUGUGGAAGAUAUCGGGGUCUACGGCAACGAUUUCUGGUACAUCGAUGGCCUCGCCUCAUGUUGCCGGUCUCGUCGCAUAUUUGCGGAGCGUGUACGAACUGCCCGACGCAGCUACCGUACUGGAAAAGUUGACUGAACUCGGGCUCAAGGAAGUGGUCGGAGAUGCGCGAGAGGGAAGUGCCAACUUGCUGGCACAUAAUGGGGUCGUUGCAGCUUGA
Messenger RNA from Colletotrichum gloeosporioides, 1230 nucleotides. RefSeq names its product Alkaline protease 1. Gene Ontology annotation, biological process: proteolysis. The record is from RefSeq and is a predicted model, not a curated record. Gene Ontology annotation, molecular function: serine-type endopeptidase activity. The coding region runs from base 1 to 1230 and encodes 409 amino acids. Lineage: Eukaryota; Fungi; Ascomycota; Sordariomycetes; Glomerellales; Glomerellaceae. The transcript has 4 exons.